CGAAAACGCAGGAGGGACAGUGGUUCGCCGUAGGCGUCUUCGAUAUUCUUUUUGUUCGGCGGCAGUAGUCUGGUCACGAAGGACGGCCGGGCCCGCAGGCAGGCCCAGCAAGGUUGGAUGAUGAGGCAAUCUAUGCAGCCCACAGAAAAACUCGGACGCGCGGGCCCCAAACGGACCAUCGAAGAGCAGCGUGUGGCGUGCGGGAACGGCGCCUGGACCCUGCCGGCGCUCCGCUCGCUGCUCUGACUGGUCGCGCGAGGCCUUGAAUGCCUUGAAUCGCGGGGUGGAGCGCUUGAAACGUAUGUGGGGCCCCACGCUGGCCAAGCGAGGUUCCCGAGGAGAACGCAGGGACCCGCAGUGGCAACGUGGGGGACGCCCGAAGAGCACACAGCUUGAAGAUACGGGUGCAUGCUGGCCCAGCGGGAUUCACGAGGACCCGAAGGCAGAGUGGAGAGACCCGAAAAGGACAGCAGAUGCUCAAGAAGCCCGAUCCUCGAGCCUCAAGGGAGGGAGGAGGAGAUCUUGUUCCUCAUGGGUUAGCUGGUAAGGGCAACUUGCCGUUCUCCUUGAUCAAGGAGGGGGAUGAGCAGGAGGAUUCUUGACAUCAGCAGCCAUUGACCCCAAGUCAAAGAGGAAAACGCCAAAUGCCAGGCGGAACGCCAUUAAUACGAACAACAGCAGAGGAAAAGGAGGAGGAGGAGGAGGGAAGGGUGGAGGAGGAAGGGGAGGAGGGAAGGAGGAGCGCACAGUGCUGCAGAGUAUCAGCGGCGCGCCGAGGGGGGAGGUCCUCUCAGAAGGCGCCGAUGCUCAUGAGCAGCCCGCCGGCCUUCUCCGAGACGCCCUCUGCGGCCUCGGAGAAGGCCCAGAAAGCUUCGCGCAGAGGCCGGCGACUCCGAAGGCUGUGGUCUGCGAAGGGUGCGGGCUUGCAGCCCACGCCCUGCGGGGGCGGGCGAGGACCUCGACGGCGCUCUCCGCCGCGCCCCGAGGCGGCCCGACGAGGGCAGCGCGGUGUCCCCCAGCCGACGGAGACCAUCGUAGAGAACCCCCCGGCGCAGCCACCUCUGCAGUCGCCGGAGAAGGCCUGGAGCCCUCCGGGCCUUCUGCGAAGGCCCGCCCCCUCGGCGGUGUCUACCCUGGGCGCGCCGCCGACGCAAUCGCGCGGGUGCGCGCUCGCACGCGCGAGCGCGCACUUGUACGCGUCACUCAAGGCCCACGCGUUCGGAACGCCAUGCUUUUUGAAGCAGGCUUUUCCGGCGGCGUCGGCCGACCGCCUCACCGACCCCGGACCCGGGCCCGCCCCAUGGACCCAGGCAUGGGCCCAGGCCCAGGAUCGGUGCGAGGUGGCCAGCGGGCGGCCGCCCGACCUUUGGCUCUUAUCCAGUCACGCUCGCGAGAGGGAGAGAGAGCGUGGUGGCAGAUGACGCGCCGAGGACGCAGAAAGCCACUGCGCAGAAGCUGCUCACCGCCUCGGUAAACUACGCGGGACAUGAUCGCAGCGCAAACUGCCGCUGCGCGUGACGUGACGCCGCGGCGUUGCAGGGCACCGUCCGGCCGAGGUAUCUCACAACACGCCCCUCGGCGCGGGGGGGAGGCGCAGGGGCAGAGGGGAGAGGGCGCACGCCGAGGCCAGCCGAUUAAAGGAACGAGUGGCCGUGGCCGGCCAAGCUGGUCUCGGGAUCGCCCGCCUCUGCCUCCUCGGCCACGCGAGGCCCUGCCCGCCCGCGCUCCACCGGGGCCUCGGCCGUGGCCUCGCCGUGGCACGCCUGGGCCGCAGCCGCCAGGAGCCCAGGCGCAGCGGCACGCAGCACCUCCACGUCGCCACAGCGCGCGAGCGCGGCGGCGUGGCCAUGACCCGUCAUGAGCUCGAUGAAGUGGUGCGGGACCCCCGCGAUGGUUCCCACGACCAGAGCCACGGCCAAGGCCACGGCGGGGGCCGCGGCCACUGCCGCCGCGUAGAUCCCGCAUGCGGACGCUGGCACUCUGUGCGCCUCCACCAGGGGUGCGGCUGGCGGCAGAGCGGCUACCUUCAGCGACGGAACGUCCCCUGAGACCCGAAGCUGCAACAAAAAUAUGCGACAUCGCGAAACACCGAGACCGACGCCCCAGAUCCAUUUUUUCAAGCCAAAUCGAUCUGUGAUGCUCCUGGGUCCGACUCCCGGCAAGGCAGCCGGGAGUGGAAGCGCGGAUCUGGGGGCCCACCUGCGGAGCAGCUCGGCCGCUGCGGAGCAACCACGGCGCCCUGGCGGCAGCGGCCUCCUGCGGCGGCUCAGCGGCCUCGGCGCUCCGGGGGAGGUGGCCGACCUCCGCGCCGGUGGCGCCGGGCACGUCGCGGGAGGCGGCGCCGGCGCCGCCGAGGGGCCUGACCUCGCC
This is a messenger RNA of Prorocentrum cordatum, 2370 nucleotides long. NCBI's taxonomy places the organism in Eukaryota, Dinophyceae, Prorocentrales, Prorocentraceae. The record is from the annotation of a GenBank genome assembly.